Molecule: messenger RNA, 295 nt
Organism: Meloidogyne enterolobii
Lineage: Eukaryota; Metazoa; Nematoda; Chromadorea; Rhabditida; Meloidogynidae
Source: the annotation of a GenBank genome assembly
UAAACAACUUCCCCUCCAAUCCAUUAUAAAAAUAAAAUUUUCUUUUUUUUUGGGAGCAAUUUUUAGUAUACGACGGACGCCUUUCCUAUUUUUUUUACUAUUCGUCCUAUGAUGUCGUUGCAAUUUAAUGAUGGAAGAAAAUAGUGUGGGGAAAGAGGAGAGUUUUUUCUCUCCAUCCAAUUUUCUCCGAGCACAAAACCAUAACAUUUCUUUUUUCUUUCACAAUUCAUUCCACAACCAACAGCAGCACAGUAGGAAAAAAGGCCAUCUAUUUCAUCUCAACACACACACAUAA